AUGAAUGAAGACAUUGAUCCGGCGAUUGCUGAGCAGCGAAACAGAAAAGAGAGAGCUGAGUCAAUUCUGAACUAUCUGAAAAAUACUCUGCGUGACGAUGAUGGCCGUACCGUAACGAGAAGGCAGAAGCUCCGGCGAAUUUUGUCAGUGCUUUUCCAUUUGAUACGCAUUGUCGACAAAGAUGAAGAACAAUAUGCUGACGAAGAAGGAAACCCGGCAGCAAGUCAGUUUUUGGUUCGGUACCACAAAAACGGUAGUUUCGAGUUUCGGUACCAAAAGUGGUAG
Molecule: messenger RNA, 285 nt
Organism: Gongylonema pulchrum
Lineage: Eukaryota; Metazoa; Nematoda; Chromadorea; Rhabditida; Gongylonematidae
Source: the annotation of a GenBank genome assembly